Molecule: messenger RNA, 6559 nt
Organism: Acipenser ruthenus (sterlet)
Lineage: Eukaryota; Metazoa; Chordata; Actinopteri; Acipenseriformes; Acipenseridae
Product: oxysterol-binding protein-related protein 6-like
Exons: 23
Coding region: 484-3213 (909 amino acids)
Cellular component (GO): intracellular membrane-bounded organelle; cytosol; plasma membrane
Molecular function (GO): cholesterol binding
Source: RefSeq, a predicted model, not a curated record
CAGACAAGUGCAGCGAAUCAAAUUUCAAAUCCCCCCCUCACAGCCCAGUCCAGUGGUCCAUUCCGGUCAUUAGUAAAUUCUGAGUCACUUUCUCUCUGCAGGGAGAAGAGCAAACUGUAACCAAGAAACGGCUGAAUCCCUACAGGACUUUCCUUCCACCUUCCGCCGGCAUCUGUAAAACAACAUCUUCAGCACAACAAAGCGACAAUGGUUCUGUAGCGUGUAGAAUCAGAGCGCACAGACUGUUUUCAACGUUACACCAGGACUGCAUUAGCAUCAUCAUAUACUACAGCAUUGGAAGCAGCAGCAAACAUCAAUUCCUGCAGCAAAAGACAUGCUCUCAAGACAGUAAAUCCCUAGUAAUACCUGGUAAGGAGAAGGUACAUAUUGUCAGGCUGCUUCUACUCCAGGAAUGGAAUAAUGCCCUUUAAGUUGAGACUGGCAUCCUGUUCUAUUAUUUGAGGAAAGAUAGCUGGGGUAUCAAUGGCGAAUCAACAACGCGGCCACCAUCUCAGAACCAUGAGUUCAGAGGAGAAAACAUUGACUCCUGUCCACAAAACAUCAACACCGACACAUAAGAGUGGCUCUUCGACUUCUUCCCACAGAGACAGUCGGCAGGAGGGCGACAGCUGGGAGAUCGUUGAGGGUCUGAAGAUUGGGCAAACAAAUGUCCAGAAGCCAGAAAAACAUGAAGGCUUCAUGCUGAAGAAGAGAAAGUGGCCCUUAAAAGGCUGGCAUAAGAGAUUUUUUGUGUUGGAUAACGGAAUCUUGAAGUACUCCAAGUCUCCCAUUGAUAUUCAGAAAGGCAAACUGCAUGGAAGUAUUGACAUUGGUUUGUCAGUGAUGUCAAUAAAAAAGAAGGCUCGGAGAAUUGACCUUGACACGGAAGAACACAUCUAUCAUUUGAAGGUCAAAUCCCAAGAAGUUUUUGAUGCAUGGGUGUCAAAGCUCCGACACCACCGCUUGUAUCGGCAGAAUGAAAUUGUGCGAUCGCCCAGAGAUGCCCCUUUUCACAUGUUUCCUUCACCUAAUGCGGAAUCGGCAAUGAAUGCAGCCGGAUCCGAAGGAAAGACAAAGCCGAAAACCUUACCCUGGCAGCCUCCCAUUCCCAGCACCAGCAGCUUACCUGCAUCAUACAGCAAUGGACAAAGCAAAGUGGCUGCUUGGCUACAAGAAUCUGAAGAGAUGGACAAGUGUGCAGAAGAGCUUGCAAACUGUCAGUCAGGCCUUGUGGAACUGAGCAGACUACUACAAAAUCUUGAAAUUCUGCAAAGGACGCAGUCUGCACCCAACUUCACUGACAUGCAGGCUAAUUGUGUAGAUAUAACAAAGAAAGACAAGCGACUGAGCAGAAGAUGGAGAACAAAAAGUGUCAGCAAAGAUACAAAAAUGCAACUUCAGAUUCCUUUAAGUGCUUCAAUGACCCCAGUCCGUUUGCACUCAUCCAAUCCUAACCUCUGUGCAGAUCUAGUGGAUUUUCAACCUCCUGUGAGCAGGCUCGCUGGCACACUUGAGUGUGCCACAGACUACAUCAAGCUGCAGGAGGAGUUCUGUCUGAUUGCACAGAAAGUCCAUUCUCUGCUGAAGUCUGCCUUCAAUACUGUAGCAAUAGAGAAGGAGAAGAUAAAGCAGCUCAUCUCUGAGCAGGAGCUGGUGGGCCACACUGCCCAGAUUAUGACACUGAAGAGGUCUUUAUCACAGGCUCUGACUCAGAAUGCUGAACUGAGGACUCGUCUUCACCGAAUUCACUCAGAAUCGGUUCUGUCUGAGCAGGUUGUCAGUGUAAAUAUCAUCCCCAGCACUGACGAGCCCAAUGAACAGAUUCACAUCAGCCUCCCGCUGACACAGCAAGCCUCCAACGAGAGCAGGCUGUCCAUGUCAGAAUCCGUUUCGGAAUUCUUUGAUGCCCAGGAAGUGCUGUUGUCAGCAAGCUCAUCGGAGAAUGAGGGAUCAGAUGAUGAAUCGUACGUCAGUGAUGUCAGUGACAACUUUUCAGAGGACAAUGCCAGUGUUGCAGAUAACAGGCAAAUACCAAACGGUGACCUGGCCGGGGGUGGAUUCCGCAACGGCCGGCGCACGUGCCUCCCUGCCCCCUCUCCAGAUACCAGCAACAUAAACCUGUGGAACAUCCUGAGGAACAACAUUGGAAAGGACCUGUCCAAGGUGUCCAUGCCAGUGGAGCUAAAUGAACCUCUCAACACCCUCCAGCAUCUCUGUGAGGAGCUGGAAUACACAGAGCUGCUGGACAAGGCUGCUGAGACAGAGGAUCCGUAUGAGCGCAUGAUCCUUAUUGCUGCUUUCGCAGUUUCCGGAUAUUCUUCGACAUACUACAGAGCAGGCAGUAAGCCUUUUAACCCUGUUCUUGGCGAGACCUAUGAAUGUAUAAGGGAAGAUAAGGGUUUGUGCUUUUUUGCAGAGCAGGUUAGCCACCAUCCACCCAUCUCAGCGUGUCACUGUGAAUCCAAGAAAUUUACUUUUUGGCAAGAUAUUAGAUGGAAAAAUAAGUUCUGGGGGAAAUCCAUGGAAAUACUCCCCAUAGGAAUCGUGAAUGUUGCACUUCCAAAGUACGGCGAUCACUAUGAAUGGAACAAAGUCACUACCUGCAUACACAACAUCCUCAGCGGUACAAGAUGGAUAGAACAUUAUGGAGAAAUAACAAUAAGAAAUACGAAAAGCAGCCUGUGUAUUUGUAAACUCACAUUCGUUAAGGGAAACUACUGGAGUUCAAGCGUGAAUGAAGUCCAGGGUUUUGUGAUGGACCAGGAAGGGAAGGUGGUGCAUCGGCUGUUUGGGAAGUGGCAUGAAGGGCUGUACUGUGGUGUUGCACCAUCUGCAAAAUGUAUAUGGAGGCCAGGCUCCAUGCCAACGGAUUACGAGAUGUAUUACGGCUUCACCAGAUUUGCUAUAGAACUUAAUGAGCUGUGCCCAACGAUUAAAGAUCUUAUUCCUCCAACUGACGCUCGUUUUAGACCGGAUCAAAGAUUUCUAGAAGAAGGGAAUGUAGAAGCUGCAACCAAUGAAAAGCAAAGGAUAGAGGAUCUGCAGAGAUCAAGGAGGAGAUACAUAGAGGAAAACAAUAUUGAGUAUCAACCACGUUUUUUCAAGAAAGUGAUUGAUGCCAAUCAGAGAGAAAAGUGGGUCACCAACAACACCUACUGGGAACUACGGAAAGUCCCUGGUUUCAGUACAUUGGAAAAUCCACAGCUUUGGUAACAUUUGGGUGGUUCGUGUUCAACACUUCAUCAUUUCUAACAAAGAAGCUUUUAUCUAUGCACAAAUAUUGCUGUUUCAUAUUUUCAGUAUCCUAUUUUUUUUUCUUUUGGUUGUGGGAAUAAGGAUAUUCUUCAAAACCCUAACAUUCUACUUCAAGAAAGGUCUUUAACAGAACAACUUGACUAUUCCCUUGCAUCAGGGGCAAUGUUCACCAGCCAUUGCUGUUGUCACAGCUUUCCCUGAACUGACAUGUAGAAAGUUGUCUGGGUGAGGAUGGGACUAGAAGUUACAGUCUUUGCCUUAAAACACAAUGAAAGCAUUUUGCAGACAUGUUAAACGUAUAUGAUGUAAGCUUUAGUACAGCGCUAUGAUUUAGUAGGAUGUAGAACUCUGAAUAUCAGAGUUGUCUGUAUUUUAAAAGUAUGCACAGCAUGUUUCAAGGGUGGCAUCCAUCAACCUAAGUUAUGUUGAAUUAACAUGUGCAAUGAUUCUUCAGUAGGACUACAAUAUAUUUAUAUUUCUGGAACAAAAAAAUGUAAUCCAACAUCUUUAUUUAAUGAUUUUAUUUUAAGAAAAAGUAUAAGUAAAAACAAACAUGUUUGUUGAGUAAUCUUGACAUUACUAAUGACCAUGGGUCAUUAGUAAUAUCAAGAUAAAUAUGGUAGUUUAUAUUCAGCAAGAUAUGUGGUAUAGCCAAAUUCUUUCCAAGGCUGGGUAACUGCUUGUAAAUAUCCUUUUUUAAAAUCAAAUUCAAGAAUAAGCAUAGUAUAUAUUGGUUGUAAUAAAUCGGCGACAAACACAUUUAUUUUCAGAUACUCAUACAGGGUAGCUGUUUGUCAAUGCUUGCUUGCUUCAUAUCGACAAGACCAGGCAAUCUAUGCUGGAACUGAACAUGUGAUCAAUACAGUCAAGAACAAAGCCCAUUACCUACCACGCUCCUAACAAUUUCUUUAGUUGAGAACAUAAUAAUGAUAUAUUUUUAAAAUGAGAAUAGAAAGUCUUUACUAGUACUUGCAUCCAUGUUUGCUUGAACCCCAAGCAAAAAAAUAAAUUCACCGGCUGGCCAGAAUUAUGCGUUACAUAAACAAAAAGAAAAAUUGUAAAACAUGUAAGUCUAAUCACCUUGUGUUAUGUGCUUCUGGAAUUUCUAGUUCUGCAUUGCGUCUAUGGCAGUUCUCCUUUGGUUAAGCUUUUGCAGCUGAAUUGUUAAGUCAAGUCACCUGUGCUGUUUGCAAAUGUGCCUCUUACUGAGCCACCCACACUACUCAAUUAAAGACUGUCAUUCAACUAUUGACCAUGACCACCUCUGCUUACCUUCCAAGAUCUCACAAGGUCAGAAUGCUAGUAGGCGCAAGAGAAUUAUGGGGUCAAGACAUUUUCUUUUUUUUUUUUAUUUGGCCUUUGGUCUUUUGUCCUGUUACUUUUAGCUGCAUUUCAGUUUCUAGUGAAUGCAUAUAAAGUCUCUCAGCCCUACAGAGAAUAUGGCUGUGGGGAAUCAUACAUUUAUGAUGACAGUGAAAAAAUAAAUCUUUGUUCCAUACCUUUUAAAGAGUAGGGUAUUUUAAGAAACAGCUUUUUAAUGAUUGUAUUUUAUUUCAGCUGUAAUGUGCAUAUUGGGCAUUCUUUCAUUAAGUGAAUGGUCGCUGUGAUACAGUAUCGGGUUGGUAUAACUCAAGCUUACAUGAUCUUUACAUACGUUCUUUCAAACCUAUUUCACAUGGAACAUGGAAUAUGCAAUAAUUGGUUUAAUUGGCAGUCAUUUCAAAAGUGGUUGUUUGCUGCAGUUCAAGGACCCCAAGGGGAAAUUUGUUACACUUCAUCUGUAUGUAUUAUACUUUUUUGUCUUAAACACUAUACUGUCCAAGCACCACAUGUGGUGACAGGUAUCCCUUUUAUAAUCUGGAACAAUCUUAUCAUUAUCAUAUUUAUUUUGCAAAACUUCCAAUGUACAUUUUUACAUCAAAGUGUAAAAUAUAGUACCAUAAUAUUUAUUUACGUAUCUACCAUGUCAUAUUGUAGCUUUCUUUGUAACAAUUCCACUUGAUGAGUCUUAAAGCAAUAAUUGCAAAACUGGAUGGGUUAUCUACUGGUACUAGUAUUAGCACUUUAGAGAAUUCUCCAUGUCAAAGCACCAGUAUGAGCACCUUUAGUGUGGUUCAACCCACAAAUAAAUACUGUACAAUGCUGUUGUGCUGAGUACUAGAAAAAAUAACAAUCCAACUGAGUAACAGUCUCCUGUUCCCAAAUACAGCUUAUUAAAAGCCUGUUGUAAUUGGCUCUGGGACUAUAUUCCUGUUAACGGGCCACAUUUUUCUUCUGUAUUUUUUUUUAAAUACAGUGUGGUUUAAUUUCAUGAUUUAAGAUCAAUGACAAACAUUUCAACUGGUAAUUAGUAUUGCUAUUAAAUGUUUAAUAGUUAUGGAUGAUUUAUCAGAGGAACCAGCAUUUGUGAAAAUGCAGUUCUGCAGUGGUGUUCAUUCUCAUACAGCUUGGUAUAGGAGCCUAACACAUCAGGUGCAUGCUUAUUCAUUCGGUUUUACUGAAAAUACAUGUUUGGAACAAAACAAUAUAAAAAAAAAUCACAAUCAGUCAAAAAAAAAAGUAUUGAAGAUACUGAUAUUUAUUUGUGCUCCAUUUUCUCUAGGUGAGAAAAUGUUGGCAGAAUAGUUUAGGAUGCGGGACAUGAUAUAGUAACCAUAAUGAAGAAUCUGGCUGACAAACAAAUGGAACAACCAAUGUUUCAUAUACCAGCGCUUUCCAUUGCAUCUUUUAAAUAAUUAAAAAUGAUACAAACUAUCCCAUGCUUUUUUUGGUGGGACUGAAUGUAUACAUCAAGUAGAAUCACUCCAUGCAAUGAAACCAAUCAAAUGGCCUCGAAGGUACUGUAUUAUCCAUUACAAUAUCUAUUAUUUACACUAGUUAUGUACUUUUGCUUAAAGGUUUUUGCAAUACAAUGACGGCAAAUAUGUUUACAUGCAAAGGUAUCAACUACAGGUUAAACCCGAGUUCUGUUACAGUAGUUGAGAGAAUUUCUGUUUUGGUUCCGACACGUUUUUCCUCUGUUGCAGUGUAAAUUUAUAAUUGCAUGUGCACAUGACAAGCCUGCCAAUGAAUGUUGCAAAUGCCUUAUGAAAAGGUAAUUUUUUAAAAAACAUUUUAAAUGUUAAAGACAGAGUGUCACACAGGGCUGUGUUGGACAGCCUUAAGAUAAAUAUUUAAGUCAAUUUUCUGAUGGAUAUCUCUGAAAAAGUGCAAUUGUAUAAUUACUACAUAUACAUAUCUUCCCAUGAAAACUCUGUACACUGCUGCUAUCUAGUGCUUGUUCUAAUAAAAACAUAUAACAGAA